Messenger RNA from Lathyrus sativus (Indian pea), 540 nucleotides. Lineage: Eukaryota; Viridiplantae; Streptophyta; Magnoliopsida; Fabales; Fabaceae. The record is from the annotation of a GenBank genome assembly.
AUGGCUCACUUGUCUUCACUUGCAAUAGUUUUUCUUUUAUGUGUUGCAUCUUCUUACGCAGUGAAAACUGUGGAUAUUGAUACAAUUUGCAAGGGAGUAAAAAAUCCUUCAUUUUGUUUAACUCUUCUGAAUUCAAAACCCGGCGCAAGUCGAGAUCUCGUCAGCCUUGCGCAAUACACAAUGGACGUAACAAUAGCCAACACAACAAACACCAUAAAACUACUCAACAUGCUAUUAUCAAAAAGUGGGGGUGAUGCUGAAGCAAAAUAUCAUUAUGAUGCAUGUUUAGUUCAUUUUGAUGCAAUUGCCGACAUUCUUAAGGCGACUCUACAUUAUAUGAAAAUAGGAGAAUACGAUAAUGUGCUUAGUGAGGCACUUGGUGUUUAUAUUCAUGUUGAUAAUUGUAUUUCAGGAGAUUCACCUGGUGACUCUCAUUAUCCUUACCAUGAUAGAUCCAUGCUUCCAGAAUAUGCUAACAUGGUUGGUCAAGUUUCUCAGGUUUUUGUUGCUGUACUACAUCAUCUCAAUACAGAUAUUUAA